AUGCGAGAGAUAGAGGAUGUCCUUUGCAGCCUCGAUGCUGGCGACCAGGAGGCCUUCAGUGCGGCAUGGAGCCGCAUCAUGCCGACCUCGUUCCACGAAGCUGCCAAUGCCUUGCAGCUCCGACUUCAGGCCAAUUUCGCCAUUCACCGUGCAAGGCUGGCCCUCCAGGACGGCUGCGAGCCCGAUGCCGCGGAGAUGCAAGAGGAUCUGAAGCCUUUCCUGGCAUUCCUCAACGAGCGCGGCUUGGAUGAGAUGAGUGGAGACGAGACGCUGAUGCCGCUCUUCGCGCUUCCUUUUGUUCAGCGACCACAUGUGCACCCCGAUGUUCGUGAGGUCUUCUCUUUGGAGUGGUUCAAAGAGCUUCGAAAGGACGUGGAGGCUGCUCUGCGCCUGCGCCAGCCGAUCCCACGAAUCUACGAGAUGCUGGAGCAGUCGUCCACUGAGAGCGGAAAGCGCUCAUGGCAGUCCGUCUGGGCAGAGUUGCUGCGGCUCGCUGACUCGAGUCUCGAUGCCAUGGUGCUGCUGUCACAAGGAAGUCCUGCACCACCGGUUCUUGCAACAGCAAGACAACAACUUGAGUUGCUUCGCGAGCACAUUCCAAGAGGUUUGGAACUGCAGCUCAAGUCCCACUUCGAAAGGCCUGGCGCUUGUCCCAUGAGCCCUGCUCGCAGUGUGCGCAGUCGAGCGGCCACGGCGCGGCCACAGUUGGCACACCGGAUUGACUUUGGGGCCUUGAAGCGCUUCCUUUGCGCAUCGCCGCAGGAGCGCCGAGAAGCCUUCGGCGAGGUUGCAUUGCCCCAGGUGCUGCGUGCCGUCCUCCAACGGCUGGCUUCAGAGUCGCCACUCCCCCAGCGCCGGGGUUUCCUGGUCGCGAUCACCUGCUUCGACGUGCUCGGCGUACGUGACCAGCCAGCCGCUUUGCCUGCUCUUUUGGAGGAGGUUUCAGAGCUGACGCUUGGCAUUCUGGCCGUGCUCGCCUGCGAAGCAGUCGGGCGGAGCUACAUCGUUUCGAGCGGCGCGAGUGUGAGGAGAAUGGUGGAGCUGCUUAAGUCGAAGCCGCUGGAUUCCUCCAUCCACAUCCAGGUUCUCGCCGCUAUGCAGCGCCUUUCUCUUCGAAGGUCCGCGCAGGAUCGCAUGAUUGAGAUGGGCAUGGUCGAAUGGGCGAUCGGCGUGCUAUCCUCCCAGGAAGAGGGUGCUUCUCGCGCUCCCUCCGAGUUCUCUCUGGAAUUUGGUUCAGCCAUGCUGAUGAACCUGGCCCUUCGCUCGACCGGGAAGCGCAAGUGCCUGGAGCAAGAUGUUCUGCCGAUGGCAAUGAAGCUCAUGGAGCAUUGGAAUCCGCAGAUCAGGACCCACAUCAAUGGGACGCUGUACUCGCUGCUGUCACUUCCGGAAUUCCGCCAGUCCGCUCGCCGUGAGGGAUUGGAGCUAGCGCUUCGAUCAAUUCAUCGCCAGGCAAGCAGCCUCGGCGAUGAGAUCGCGGUCCGGCAGAUCCUUGGUACGAACACCGUGACAACAGCAUGCCUCGUUCCUCCAGCCUCACGACGGGUUGCUAGAUACCAGCAUAAACCAAAAGAAGCAGCAUCACAGCCGCCACCAAAGCAAGAAAAGCAAGAAUAA
Symbiodinium sp. CCMP2456 is the source of this 1617-nucleotide messenger RNA. NCBI's taxonomy places the organism in Eukaryota, Dinophyceae, Suessiales, Symbiodiniaceae. The record is from the annotation of a GenBank genome assembly.